GUAUUGUUGUUGUUGGUAGUGGUGUCAUUCUCUUUUCUCUCUCUCUCCACUCUAUCUAACACACAACACAAGCUUCAUUUCAUUUGCUUCUUCAACGCUCCACAACACGUAAGCAACAAAAUAUAUAAAACUAGUCACUUAAUGAUUCUCACGUCCCACACUUUUCUUCAAUCCAACUCUUACUAUUUCUCAUUUCUUAAAACUAAAUCAUCAUUCUCAACACUUUCUUAAUUCAGAAAAUUCAAAUCUAAACAUUCCUUUCUUCUUUUUUUAGUUUAUAUUACAAGUAAAAGCCUUUUUCAUUGCCAGCCAUGACCCAAGUUCUCCACUCUCCACCUCAUUUUGCUUCAUCACAAAGAACAACAACAACUUCAACCUCUUCUUCUCCUCUUUCUUCAUUCUCUUGCCAUGCCAUUUUUCAACCUCCCUCACACCCACAUUUUCCACUUUUUGAACUUCUAGUUACUCUUUUCAGAAAAUCAUUAUUUCCUUUCAAGAAUACUGUCACCAAGGACCUCUCCAUUAUGGAUAUAAGCCCUCCGACCAACGUGCGCCAUGUUGCGCAUGUUACUUUCGAUAGGUUCAACGGUUUCUUGGGCUUGCCUGAUGAGUUUGAACCUGAUUUCCCCAGAAGACCUCCUAGUGCUAGUGCAACUGUUUUUGGAGUUUCGACGGAAUCAAUGCAGUUAUCUUAUGAUUCAAGAGGGAAUAGUGUGCCAACAAUUCUUCUGUUAAUGCAAAGGCAUCUGUAUGUCCAAGGAGGAUUGCAGGUGGAAGGGAUUUUCAGAAUUAAUGCAGACAAUAGUCAAGAGGAACAUGUUAGGGAUCAAUUGAACUUGGGAUUGGUUCCGGAAGACGUUGAUGUACAUUGUUUGGCAGGACUAAUUAAGGCUUGGUUUCGGGAACUUCCAACCGGAGUUCUAGAUCCGUUAUCACAAGAGCAGGUAAUGCAAUGCCAAACUGAGGAAGAGUGUAUUGAACUAGUCAAGCAUCUACCUCAUACUGAAUCUGUGCUCUUGGAUUGGGCCAUCAAUCUAAUGGUCGAUGUCGUCCAACAUGAAAAUCUCAAUAAGAUGAACGCGCGCAACAUUGCCAUGGUUUUCGCACCAAACAUGACUCAGAUGGCAGAUCCAUUCACUGCAUUGAUGUUUGCAGUUCAAGUGAUGAACUUUUUAAAGACACUUAUAUUGAGGACACUACGCGAAAGAAAUGAUUCGGUGGUGGAAUCGAAUCCUCGAUUAAAUUUAGAACCAUCUGAUGAGAACGAACACCGUGGACUUUUCGAGUCGUGUCAGAAAGAAGAUACUGCAGCAGUAGACAAUGAAGCGGCUAAGGAAAAUUUUGUCUCAGAAAAAUCUGUCUUAGAAUGCUCACCUGAAUCAUCAUCGCUCGAAAAAAACUCCUCGACUGGAGGAGAAUCUGGUAGAAUGAUAAGCACUUCUGAGAAUCCGGUUUGCAAUGAGGAUUUGUAUUGCGAGUUUCCGCCGAAAAGAAACAUGGGAAAGAACAACAAGUCUGGUCAAUCAGGUAGUUCAAAUGCUAGAAAAGGGUCUAAAAAGACAAGAGGACAGCAACCUGUGAACAACGGAAAAGUAUCGGUCGAGAAAAAGGGAACGAAGACUUUGAGCAAUACAGAUACAAGAUCUGACCGAGUCGAAGCUUGGCGGUGAAAGAAGUAUUGAGUUGUAAAUUGAUUAUUUCACAUUAUGCCAUUGUAAGUUUGUUUUAAUAAGUCUAAGGUUGCAAAAUAUUUAAGGAAGUUUGUGAAGUGAUUCAUUCCAGUGUGGUUUCUAUAUUUCCUGUGUUUGUUUAACUUAUCUAGUUUUCAUUUUAUCAAAACAAUAACACUAUUAUGAUCA
Messenger RNA from Lathyrus oleraceus (garden pea), 1859 nucleotides. RefSeq names its product rho GTPase-activating protein 5. Gene Ontology annotation, molecular function: GTPase activator activity. Bases 312 to 1670 code for a protein of 452 amino acids. The record is from RefSeq and is a predicted model, not a curated record. NCBI's taxonomy places the organism in Eukaryota, Viridiplantae, Streptophyta, Magnoliopsida, Fabales, Fabaceae. The transcript is spliced from 5 exons. Gene Ontology annotation, biological process: signal transduction.